AUGGAACAUUUUGUAGCAGCUCAGGUAAAUAGGCAGCAUGAUUCUCAGCAGGGUAUUGUUGCUGAGACUAAUCAAUGGACAGCCCCCAGUCCUUGCUUUCUUAAAAUCAACAUAGAUGGAGCAAUUUCUGAGGCGAAAGAAUCUGCUGGUGCAGGAGUAGUUGUUCGAGAUUGGAAUGGUCGAUUUGUGGCGGGUCAUAGCCGAAGAAUUCCAG
Messenger RNA from Ilex paraguariensis (yerba mate), 214 nucleotides. Lineage: Eukaryota; Viridiplantae; Streptophyta; Magnoliopsida; Aquifoliales; Aquifoliaceae. The record is from the annotation of a GenBank genome assembly.